CCACAAUGGACAGCACCGGCAUCCCUGUCCGACUACCCGGUCAGGCGGUUUACGACAACGUGAUUGGAGGCUUUGGCAGUUUGGUAGUGGGGUCCACCCCUGUUCAGUUGAACCCCUCCAUCCGUCCGCUGCAAGCCGCUCCCAAACUCUCGGGAGGCGGGCAGCUAAAAAGGUGAGAGCAUUCGCACUUCGCGCGCCGGGUCAAGUGCCGCGUACCUUAUCCUGUUCUUUCUCGUUUCUCCUUUUACAAUCCUGUGAUACUCUCUUUACGAUCUCACGUUGGUCGAGCUUAGAGCGUUUCAGGAAAUAGCGAGUAUCUGAAGAAUGGGCGCGGUUAAGCGGGUUGCCGUCAUCGGCGCGGGGCCGGCCGGGGCCAUUACCAUUGACGCCCUGGCACGAGAGAAGACGUUCGACGUCAUUCGUGUGUUUGAGCGUCGAGAGGCAGCGGGAGGAUGCUGGGUCGGCGACCAAACACCACCACCACACCUUACAAACUUCUCCUCCCUAGCAGCCCGGACCGCCGACCAACCCCUCCCGAUCCCAGAAACCCUUCCGUCCCGGACGCCGAAAGCCGCGGCCGGGUCGGUCUCGGCCCCGCCCCCGCCACGCUUCACCGAGUCCGGAAUCUACCCUUACCUCGAAACCAACGUCGACGCCAUCCCCAUGUCUUUCUCCGAGGAGUCCCUCCCCGAACAGCGCACCGACAACUCGAUUGCGCUGCACGGCUCCGACACACCCUUUAGGCACUGGACCGUGGUGAGGGACUUCGUUCAGGGGCUGGUCAACCGUAACGGCUACCAGGAUUUCGUCUCCUACCGCACCACCGUCGAGCGUGCUGAGAAGGUCGGGGAUGAGUGGAAGCUCACUCUCAGGAAAGAGGCGGAUGAAGGGGACGAUUGGUGGGUUGAGUACUUUGAUGCUGUCGUGGUUGCGACGGGGCACUACUGGGUUCCGUACAUCCCUCACAUUGAGGGCCUCGAGGAGUUUGAAAAGGAUCGACCGGGAAGCGUGAUUCACAGCAAGCACUUUCGCGGACGAGAUCACUUCCGCAACAAGCGCGUCGUCGUAGUCGGCGCCUCCGUCUCAGGCGCAGACAUCUCCGUCGACCUCGUCAAAACAGCCAAACUCCCCAUCUACUCCGUCGUGAACGGCCGCAAAGCGAACCUCUAUUUCGGCGACGGCGCCUUUAACCACCCCCACAUCUCGCGCCGCGCCACAAUCACCCACAUCGACCCGGCCACCAGAACAGUCCACUUCCAAGACGGCACCUCCGUCCCGGGAGUCGACAGCAUCGUCCUCGCCACGGGCUUCACCUGGACCUUACCCUUUCUCCCUUCGGUCGAGCUGCGCAACAACCGCGUCGCGGGGCUCUACCAGCACGUAAUCUACCACGCCGACCCGACGCUGCUUUUCAUCGGCGCCGUGGCCGCGGGACUGACGUUUAAGAUUUUCGAGUGGCAGGCCGUUUUAGCGGCGCGUGUGCUGGCCGGGCGGGCGAGGUUGCCGCCCGCUGAAGAGCAGGCGAGGUGGGAGGCGGAGAGGGUGAAGGAGAAGGGGGACGAUAUUCGGUUCUCGCUUGUGCACCCGCACUUUGAGGAGUAUUUUGAGACGGUGAGGGAGCUUGCGGGCGAGCCUGAGGGUGGAAUGGGCAGGGCGUUGCCAGUGUAUGAUCCAUCUUGGUUCCAGGUGUUUAUGGACGGGUUGGAGUUGAGGAAGAAGAUGUGGGUGAGGUUGAAUGCCGAGGCGCGGGAUGAGCUUCAGGCGGUGGCGAAUGGGGCUGGUAAGGAGGGGGAGAAAGGGCCUAUUAUAGAUGAGAAUCAACUCAGAUCCUUUCGUUCCCUAGACGAACCAAAUCCUCUCGCUAAAUGCCAUACGUGCAGCUGUCGGACCCAAGGGGUUGGGAUAAGCGCUUACAUCAUUCAUUCCCUGGAGCACAUCGGCCACUCCCAGCUCUCAUUUCUCAGAGUGAGAUUCGAAAAGGGAAAGCCAUGCUUCUGCAGCGCAGGGAAAACAUUGCCAGCGCAUGGCCUCUACAUGGAUCGGUUCUCCAAGAGAAAAGAGUCACCAAACACAGAUACAGCGAUGGAAGCCUCACCGCAGCCGCAGCCGUCCAGCCCGCCCAAAAAGCGAGGCCUCAGACGCUUCACCGACCUCCACCUCGACAUCACAAGCAUCCUACACGGCUACACCCCCUCACCGCACAUCCUCGCAAGCGAUGUCACCGGCUACCUCCUCUUCACCCUCCUCGCGACAGACUGGCCAUCCGUCUGGCGCACGAAGCUCUUCCGCGCCGUGCCAUGUGCCCAAACGGCCUCCGAGACCGUCUCCGGCUUCUGGAACGCCUUCUGGCAGGAACGAUGGCACCAGGAAGACGACGCCGAGUCGAAGACGGACAAGUGGAACCCGGGCUUGUAUAAGUCGCCGCCGCCGCGGAUGCGCUCGUGCCGCGAGGUGCUGAAUCGGCAGCAGGCGUUGAGGAAUUGCUGCGCUGCGCAGAUGGAGGGGCUUGAGGGGCGGGAUGUGGUCAAGGAGAUGGUGUUGCAGGUUGCGCUGGCGUUUUGCUGGCUUUGGGCGGUGCUGAAAGAUUACAGACGGCUGCUCUGUCUGGUGCAUUCUAUAGAGACCGAUGGCGAAGGGUGCCACCGCGAAGAGGUUAAGAGGGAGGUGCCGGUGGUGGUGUGUAAAGGGGAGGGGACUAUGCCCGUUGUGCGGGGCGGGCCGUCAUACUGUUGUUUGAGACGGCUCCAAAGACAUAUCGAUCGUGGGCAAAGCAUGAUUGACAAGUUUGUAGAGCUGGAGAUGUGUGAUGGCACCGACGAUACGUUCUGGACUGAGAUGGAGUGGCUAAGCGAGAAGGAAGGUGAGAUUCCUGAGGAAGUGCUGCAACAGGAUAAAUUUCUUGUCAGCCGUGUAAUUUUCUCGGCCGGUCUCUCAUGGCUCAUGGUUGCCAUCAGCUGCGAUUUCGCGACCUUCUACUUCCUCGUCCUGAUACGGCGACUGGGGGCUCGUUUACUGUCGUAA
Molecule: messenger RNA, 3021 nt
Organism: Colletotrichum scovillei
Lineage: Eukaryota; Fungi; Ascomycota; Sordariomycetes; Glomerellales; Glomerellaceae
Product: dimethylaniline monooxygenase
Exons: 6
Coding region: 325-3021 (898 amino acids)
Molecular function (GO): NADP binding; N,N-dimethylaniline monooxygenase activity; flavin adenine dinucleotide binding
Source: RefSeq, a predicted model, not a curated record